GUUAGCAUGGCUGUGGUUCUCGCGCCGGAUCUCUCCGUGUCGAAGCUCUGCCUAGGAACCAUGACAUUUGGUGAGCAGAACAGCUAUAGUGAAUCCGCCAAGCUCUUGAGCAUCGCUACACAAGCUGGAAUCAACUUCUUCGACACGGCAGAGAUGUACCCGGUGCCUCAAAGAGCUCAAACUCAUGGAAAGAGUGAGGUCUACCUCGGUCGAUGGAUCAGAGAGAGUAACAUUGCCAGGGACAAGAUUGUGAUAGCGACCAAGGUAGCUGGGCCUUCGGGACAAAUGACUUGGAUUCGUGGAGGACCACACUCUUUGGACAAGAAUAAUAUCAAGGCGGCUAUUGACACAAGCUUGCAGCGACUUUGCUUGGAUCAUAUUGAUCUCUAUCAGAUACAUUGGCCUGAUCGCUAUACACCGAUGUUUGGAGAAGUUGAUUACGAUCCUUCACGCCGUAUCAAAGCAGUUCCUGUGGACGAGCAGCUGCAAGCUUUGUCUGACGCUGUAGACGCUGGCAAGAUAAGAUACAUUGGAGUUAGCAAUGAAACUCCUUACGGUCUCAUGGAAUUCUGCCGGGCUUCUCGCGGGAACAGGCUGCCUCGAGUUUUAUCGAUCCAAAAUGCAUAUAGCCUCCUGUGUCGAACCUUUGAUUAUGGUCUCGCCGAAUGCUGCCAUCACGAAAGCAUAAACCUCCUGGCUUACAGUCCUUUGGCAAUGGGUUUGCUAACUGCGAAAUAUCUUGAAGAUGGUGGAGGUCCGGCUGAUGCUCGUUUAAAUCUUUAUAAAGGACGCUACACCGAGGCAGAAUGCCGGUAUGAUCUUGGAAAACCCAAUCUGUUACCGGCUGUCAAGGUACGUACAUUUCGGAUUUUCUUCCAAACUAUUUCGUUUCAGGCAUACGUAGAGAUUUCUAAGAAUUAUGGCAUCACCCCCGUGGAGCUUGCUAUAGGUUUUGUACUAAGGCAUCCACUGGUUGCAAGUGCUGUGAUUGGAGCUACAAAGGACUAUCAGCUAAUGGAUAUAGUGAAAGCAGCUGCUAUCACACUAACAGAUGAAAUGGUGGAGGAGAUAGAUGCUGUUCACAGCAGAUUCCCGAAUCCAGCUCCGUAGAGAAACGAGAACUACGUCGACGUCUCCUUAUUUGCUCUCGUGUAGAUCAAACUUUGGAUUUGCACAGGGCUUGGACGCUAUGGCUGGUUCUACCACUUCCAGAGGUGCUUGUAUCCUCCCAAAGUGUUCAUACCAGAUGCCGGACGAAAUCCAGCGUGUGCUCAAGUCCGCUGGAAGUUUGGAGGCUUACUUUCGCUGGAUCACGUGAAGAUUGGAGACUUGGUGUGCAGGGGUGUUGAUGGACACGAGCUCUCAGGCUAUGGCGAUCUUGCGGAAGGUCUUGCUGGGGGGCUGCAAGGAUAAGCUCCCAAUCCAUGGCGCAGUAUCACACUCCGGCCAGAGCUGAUCGCAUUGCAAAUGCUUGGAAAUUUUGGUGCUUGCAAAAGAAAUGGAAGGAAGAACCUUCAAGAUUCAUCUCCA
Molecule: messenger RNA, 1530 nt
Organism: Selaginella moellendorffii
Lineage: Eukaryota; Viridiplantae; Streptophyta; Lycopodiopsida; Selaginellales; Selaginellaceae
Product: protein tas
Exons: 11
Coding region: 7-1110 (367 amino acids)
Source: RefSeq, a predicted model, not a curated record